Austrofundulus limnaeus is the source of this 1911-nucleotide messenger RNA. Its product is annotated as 72 kDa inositol polyphosphate 5-phosphatase. Gene Ontology annotation, molecular function: phosphatidylinositol-4,5-bisphosphate 5-phosphatase activity; inositol-polyphosphate 5-phosphatase activity. Gene Ontology annotation, biological process: phosphatidylinositol dephosphorylation. NCBI's taxonomy places the organism in Eukaryota, Metazoa, Chordata, Actinopteri, Cyprinodontiformes, Rivulidae. Gene Ontology annotation, cellular component: axoneme; nucleus; Golgi apparatus. The record is from RefSeq and is a predicted model, not a curated record.
CAUUUCAAACUCAAUGACGGACCCUCUUAGCAACAAAAUCCAUGUUGUUAAACGUUGCUAAGGAAGUCGCGGAGCUAAUUUUAAAACAAGCGCCCUGGGGCCAAUAGUUUUCUGAAGGUGUUUUGCAAUGAGAGAGCUUUAUCCAGCUGACUCCAGCCGGUGAAAUGAGGAGAGGAUGGCUGAGAAUGGAGAGAACUUCGCCUUGGACCAAACCUGCAAGAUUCCUGAAAAAGGAGACUGUGAUCCUACUGACAGCAGUAUAAACAAAACCUUCUUAGUGGAUGUCAAAUCUGCCCAGAAGCACAAUGGUGGCCCUGYGUUUGAUGAUGAAAAUGCAGGAGGUAAGGUCGCUGCUCACUUGCCUCGGCCCCCUGUGGGACCCAGACUGUCAAAGCUCGGCAAAAGAAGUGUUUCGUUGGAGGCGACAUCCAGAUCCAGGAGGUUAAGAAACAGCCAGGAGAGCCUUAGUGAUCGAGCUGAAACUGGCUCCUCCACAGACUCUCUUAAAGAAGACCAAAGUGUUCUCGGUGGUGUCAGAAAUGAGCAGGACUCAGCAGGAUCUCCAGUCUGCCAGGGCAGGAAGAGUAGUCUGUCAGAGUGUGAAAGCAGACCCCACAGCCAGCAGAGUGUCCUGGAAGACCGUCCGGGGAGGUCCGCUAAGGUGCGGCUGUCCCCUGUACAGCCCACGGGGCCUCUUCCCGCUUUGAACAAGAACUUUACGUCAUCCACUUUAAGGGCAGCUAAUAGGAUUGAUAAGGAUUUAUCGGAUUAUGCCGGGAUGGUCAAAGAGAAGGAGAGAAUUCACAGGAACAUGAGCGACAACCGGCUUCUGGAGACGUUGGAGGAUAGUGCCUCUGUAAACUCCAUMAAGUCCAUCUACAGUGUCCUUAGCCCCAUCAGACCCCAGGAUAUGAGAAACAGGAGUUUCCUGGAGGGCAGUGUGCUGGGCAGCGGCGCCUUGCUCGGGGCCGAGGAGCUGGACCGGCACUUCCCCGACCGGAGGGUGGGCGUGUACGUCGUCACGUGGAACAUGCAAGGGGGAAAGUUCCAUUCAGGCAACUUGAAUGAUCUCCUCCUUCCAACAGACUCCGAAUUUGCACAAGAUUUUUAUAUCAUCGGGGUUCAGGAAGGCUGCCCUGACAAAAGGGAGUGGGAGACGUGUCUCCAGGAGACUCUGGGACCUCACUACGUGAUGCUGUACACAGCAGCACAUGGCGUUUUGUACCUCACUGUAUUUAUUAGGAGAGACCUCAUCUGGUUCUGUUCAGAGGUGGAGCAUGCUACAGUCACAACCAGGAUCAUCUCUCAGAUCAAAACCAAAGGAGCCGURGGAGUCACCUUCACCUUUUUUGGCACUUCCUUCCUCUUCAUGACGUCCCACUUCACGUCUGGAGACGCCAAAGUUUAUGAGAGGAUACUGGACUACAACAAGAUCAUCGAGGCUUUAGCUCUUCCUAAAAGCGUUCCAGACACCAACCCUUACCGCUCAAGCCCAUCUGAUGCCACCACAAAGUUCGACCAGGUCUUCUGGUUCGGAGAUUUUAAUUUCCGUCUCAGCAAGGAUCGGGCUGACGUGGAAACCAUCAUGAAGCAGACAGCUGGUGGGGACGUGAGCCCCCUGCUGGAGCACGACCAGCUCUCCAAAGAAAUGAAAGACGGUUCCAUCUUCAAAGGUUUUCAGGAGGCACCGGUACGCUUCUUCCCAACGUAUAAAUUUGACCUCGGCUGCGAUACGUACGAUACCACAUCUAAGCAGAGAACGCCUUCUUACACAGACCGGAUCCUGUUCAGGAGCAGGCAGGCCAACGACAUAAGGGUGCUGAAAUACAACAGCUGCUCCAGCGUCAAGACUUCAGACCACCGACCUGUCAUCGCCGUGUUUCAGGUUAAACUCAGACCGGGGAGAGACAA